Periconia digitata is the source of this 4029-nucleotide messenger RNA. Lineage: Eukaryota; Fungi; Ascomycota; Dothideomycetes; Pleosporales; Periconiaceae. The record is from the annotation of a GenBank genome assembly.
CCUGACCUGAUCCCUUCACCUUGUGGCACCUUACCCACCUAUCUAUUAACACAUCCAUCCAUCCGACCUGCCAUACCCAAUUCCUCCUACUGGCAAACCGCUCUUUUCCUGCCGCCGCCCUGGACGGUGAGCUGUCUGUACAAACCCGCCGUCGCCGUCACCGUUGCUGUCAUGGCUACGACUCCGUAUGCCAGCUUCCAUGCUGCCCCUUCCUCUCCGGUCAUGCAGUACACACAGAGCGAAGGGCAACCCGCUGAGGGUAUUCCCCGACGGCUCAUGCGAGUCAAGGUGCUCUAUACCUUCGACGAUCAAAACAAGUCCAACUGCCUCGCUCGUUUACCAAACGCUCUAAGCAUCCCGACCGUUCCUUUAGAUGAAGAUACUCAGAUCGGAGUCAUCGAAUUGAAAACAUGCAUUCAGGCAGUCGUUGCUGCAAGCCCCGAGCUUGUGGCUAAGCUUGGUCACGAUUACACCGUCUAUGCCUACGACUAUUCCGAAUACGAAACACCCCUCGUUGGCCAAGGAAUGCUUUCAUGGCUUCUCGCCUCUGCCUCUGCAACGCCCAAUGCUCCCGCUGAGCAGUCCCAGACCAUGGUCACUGGCCGCGUCUGCAACAACAUAUUGGGCCUCUUCUCCAAUGGUAUCAAAGAAACUUUGGAAGUCAAGUUGAGGCUUGUCCCUGUGCCGACCAGCAUGCAAAGGGAGUACGUUGAGAACAUGGAAAGAUAUCAUAACUUGAGCAAGGCCGUACCGCAAGAUUUGUCCGAUUACAAUGCUUGGACCGAGUUCUUAAAGGCAAAUCCCACCAUUCGUCAGCUGGCGCAACCCGUCCCCGUAACCAGCCUGCAGGCAUCCGAUAGGCGUUACUCCAGUGGGGUGGACUCAUUCCCCGACAUGCAAACUCCCCAAGCGCCCGGAGAGGAUAGAAAGCAGUCUGACUAUACUUGGCGUUAUUGCAAUCCUCAUACAACCCGCCCUUCCAAUGAUACCCGCGCCUCUAGCCCUGCCAUAAGUAUCGCGUCGUAUCAAAGACACCCACCACAGCGAGAUAGCGAACACGCGUCGCAGUAUGUCCAAGACUUGAAUCAGGGAACCCCACCGAGACCGGCCUCUCAAGCGUCAUUCCGUAGCGAGCCUGCCAGCCAACUGAAGCAUCCUCUGCCGUAUACGAAUACUGGUGAGGAGGACGGUCCACCCAAAAAACGAGCUCACAUCAGCAAAGCCGAAAGGCCAAAGAAGGAUACUGCUCUAUAUCCUAAUACUGACUCGCUUCGUGUCACUGCCAGCGUGGCUGCAUCCGUUCGCAAUGUUCGUUCAAAUAGUCACCUGCCGGGUCUCGAUCACGCGAAGGAACUUCCACGAGCACCGACCCCACGUCCUACAGGAAUAUUGAGAUGCGAUAGAUGUCGCAGAAUCAAGAAAAAGUGUCACAACGAGGGUCUAGGGACUGUUUGUCAGAAUUGCAGCAAACAACCUCCUGGCAAGCGGCGUGAAGUAUGCGAGUAUCUGGAUGACUUCGGCAAACCGAUCGUUCCUUCUCGCACACCCGCACCUAGUCUAACCCGGCAUGCUUCUAUGGACGCCGGGUCUAAUCCAUAUGGUUUGUCGUAUGAAACGGGGACUAUGUCCGAUAUAGCUGCUGAGUCUGGAGACGAGGGCAAGGGGCGAAGCCCCAUGGAAACACCAAUGACUUUACCGUCGUCCCCGCCUCCGAUGCCUCGACGUACAGUAUCACCUGCCCGCUCCAGCCCGGAACUUCCAUCACUCCCACCUCCCCCUCCUUCGAACGAUUCGGGUUUUGUCAGCGACUUAUCCACCACAAAUGAGGGAGUCAGUACACAAGAGAAGAUCGUGGCAGAACGCGAAGUCGUUGCGGUACCCAAACCAAAACCUCGGAAGAAAGCGGACAACUCAAAACGGAAGUGGAACGAACUCGUUCCUGGCCCACCCGAGCUGUUGCCACGGUCGUAUACACCUCAACCGAACCCAAACGGUCCAUAUGGGCGUCCACGUCCUGUGAGCUCCACUUUGGCACCCCGAAACCAUGGUGUCAACGACACCGCAUCCCUGGAGCCGAACGCAAUCGCUAGCGAAGAUUUCAUGAGAUCUUUUCAGGAUCACCUCAACUCAUCUACCAGUGAAGGGAACGGACCGACGUCAACACACCCCCCUCCUCAUGCCCCCGUUUCCCAAGGGCUGUCGGUAGCACCGCAAAAUAAACCAGGUUCGCUAGACUCGAAUGUUCUGCCUACGUCACACAAUACCAACAAUGACCCGAGGAAGGAAGGCCUUUCUAGGUCACAUACUUGGUCCGGAGGCGAGCUGAUAACAGAUCUUCACGGUAAGCCAUCGAAACGGCCACAGAGAAAUUACAUCCAAACGAAAUUACAAAAAGCCCUUGAUGCUGGAGAUAUGCCCCAAUAUUGUCACAAUUGUGGUCAAAUCGAUACCCCUGCAUGGAGACGUGCCUUUACACGCAUUCAAGAAGAUAUCCCAAAAGACUUGCAGCUUUCAUCUAAAGGGAACAGCAUUACUGCCUAUCAAGUGGUCGAGGACGAUGCAGCCAACUCAAAAUACCGUAUCUUCAAGAUGAGCCUCAACGAUGACGAGAGGGUGGCCGAAACAUACACACCCCUUGUUCUCUGCAAUCCCUGUGGCCUGUAUCUGCAAAAAAAUCAUGCGUUGCGGCCUAGCGAACUCUUUCAGAGAGCAGAAGAGACCAAAGAGACCAAAAGGCGAAGGAAGGCUGCCCGUCUGAAUGCCUCGAUGCAAUCCCGUUCGGAUAUUGACGGUAUGAUGUCCGACGCACCAAAUCACAACUCCGAAGCCAAUGUGCAGGAUUCGCAAGAUCCCUCUGAGACUCCAGCAUCUCUCGAUGGCUUGGUCGAGGAAGAGCCAAACAAGACUCUUCCAGAACGCUCCGCUAGCGCUGGCGCUGGGCAGGAUGGCAACGAUCUUCCGGGCUCAGCCGCACAAGCUGCACUGCUUCGUGCAAUUCGAUCAAGCCCUGCCGGACUAGUCGGCCACAAAAAUUCGAUCAUCUAUAAGGAUGCCGAUUUAACACCGAAACCUACACGGAGGCUCUUGUUCCCGUCUCCUCGACAGCAUGGGGAAAAGAAACUAUUAUCUGAUAAUCGACCAUGUCAACUAUCGAGGGCCCAGACAACUCCUACCAAGGGUACUCAAACCGGUACCCCUGAAUUCGGUCUGGAGGAAGUCGAUAAGGAAAACUGCCCGCCGUCUGAGUUGGACGACCACCACGAGCUGUCGAAUCUCUUCGGAGAAAGUCCUUCUCCAAAGACAACACAUGUGAGCGAACCUUCGGAGAGCCUCGCAAAAACGCCAACACCCACUUCACGACACAACCCUUUGACUCCUAGACCUGGUGCCGACUGCGUCGAUCGAAUUACCCCUGGUCGCGUCUCGCGGACGCCAAGGACAGGCAAGAGAACCGUCACUCUAGCACCAGAAACACCGUUCACUCGUCAACUCAAUGAAUUGCUGUCAGAGGGUAUGCUUAGCUCGCCUUCAAGAGCGAUCGAUUUUUCCGACUUCUCCAUUUUUCCUACCUUCGCUACACCUGGACGCAAUACCAACGGAGCGCCUUUCUCGGACAUUCUGACUGGAGAAUUUUCCAGCGACUUUCCUGUACCAAGCUCCCCUCCUAUGACAUUGGGAUUCUCAGUCUUCGAAGAUCCUACCGCAAGUACGCCAAACCUCUGGAACAGUACGGGUGUCUUUGAUGGCAACGAGAUAAUGUUGGGGCACAAUGAAGGUGGCGUACAAAAUGGAGUGCAGGGUUUUAAUCCAGACUCCAAUCUAUUUGGAAUGCAAGGCAUGAGUGCAGACUUUGAGGUGCUGAUCGCACAGGUCGCCGGUGCUCAGGACAAGUCCUCAAACGAGCAAACUGCGAACGACAAGGAGCAGGUAGAACAAAACGGGACUGUAGAGGCUACAACGAACAAGUCCACUACUUCCCAUGAGGCCCACAAGUUGGUUACACCCGAGAAGCCAGACAAAAGCACCUAG